Boleophthalmus pectinirostris (great blue-spotted mudskipper) is the source of this 5018-nucleotide messenger RNA. RefSeq names its product thrombospondin-1-like. NCBI's taxonomy places the organism in Eukaryota, Metazoa, Chordata, Actinopteri, Gobiiformes, Gobiidae. The coding region runs from base 117 to 3635 and encodes 1172 amino acids. Gene Ontology annotation, biological process: negative regulation of angiogenesis; cell adhesion. Gene Ontology annotation, cellular component: extracellular region. Gene Ontology annotation, molecular function: calcium ion binding; protein binding. The transcript is spliced from 22 exons. The record is from RefSeq and is a predicted model, not a curated record.
UAGUAACAGGAUAAAGAAGAGGAGACGCGUUACCUCUAACGGGAUAUAGCACUUUCACUUUAAAAAUACUUUUUGAGGGGCAUUUUAUUUAAACAGGUACCAAUUGAGAUUUGACAAUGAUGCUGUGCGGCAUCUUUCUGCUUUUGAUGCUUUGGAGUGGAGAGGGGGCGAGACUAGCAGAGACCCGUGAUGAUAAUAGCGUGUAUGACUUGUUCGACCUGGCAAGAGUAAACAAGAAACAAAACGGAGUGAGCCUGGUGAAAGGCGCUGAUCCAUACAGCCCUGCAUACAAAGUUCUGAACGCAGACCUGAUCCCCGCCGUACCGGACAACGCGCUCCGGGACCUGCUCGACUCCAUCCAAGCCGAGAGAGGAUUCCUGCUCCUGGUCAACCUCAAGCAGUUCAAAAAGACCCGGGGCAGCCUGCUGACGGUGGAGAAGAGCGACGGUUCCGGGCCCGUGUUUGAGAUCGUGUCCAACGGCAGAGCGAACACUCUGGACCUGGUUUACUCCACCGCGAGCCAGCAGCAGGUCGUGUCCAUAGAGGAGGUGGACCUGGCCACGGGGCACUGGAAGAACCUCACGCUGUUUGUGCAAGAUGACCGCGCUCAGCUGUUUGUGGGCUGUGAGGAGAUCAAUGCGGCCGAGAUGGACGUGCCAAUCCAGAGCGUGCUCAGCCCAGACGUGGCAGACAUCGCCAGGCUCAGGAUUGGAAAGGGAGCCGUGAAGGACAAAUUCAUGGGAGUACUUCAGAACGUGCGUUUUGUCUUUGGCACCACUCUUGAUGCCAUACUGAGAAACAAGGGAUGCCAGAAUGGAGCUGCCAUCACUGAUGUCAUGACCCUGGACAACCCAGUCAAUGGCUCCAGCCCUGCCAUCAGAACUGACUUCAUGGGCCACAAAUCCAAAGAUGUGCAGUCCGUGUGCGGUCUCUCCUGUGAGGACAUCAGCAGCAUGUUCAAGGAGCUCAAAGGCCUUGGUGUGGUCGUCAAACAGUUGUCCACUGAGCUGCGUAAAGUGUCUGAAGACAGCAAUUCUUUGAUAGCCAGACUGGCUAUCCAGAAUGGAGUGUGCCUCCACAACGGCAUCAUGCACAAGGACAAAGAUGAAUGGACUGUGGACGGCUGCACUGAGUGCACCUGUCAGAACUCUGCCACUGUCUGCCGUAAGAUCUCCUGCCCCCUGAUCCCCUGUGCCAACGCUACUGUGCCAGAUGGAGAGUGCUGCCCUCGCUGUGGGACUGCCAAUGAUUACCCUGAAGACGGCUGGUCUCCCUGGUCUGACUGGACUCACUGCUCUGUGACAUGUGGGCGGGGCAUUCAGCAGCGUGGCCGCUCAUGUGACCGCAUCAACAGUAACUGUGAUGGCACAUCUGUGCAGACCCGCGACUGCUACCUGCAGGAGUGCGACAAACGCUUCAAACAGGAUGGAGGCUGGAGCCAUUGGUCACCCUGGUCUUCCUGCUCUGUGACCUGUGGAGAGGGUGUCAUAACCCGUAUCCGCCUGUGCAACUCCCCCACACCACAGAUGGGAGGCAGGGACUGUCAGGGAGAGGGCCGCCAAACUGAAGUCUGCCGCAAAUCACAUUGUCCAAUUAAUGGUAACUGGGGUCCCUGGUCACCAUGGAACAGCUGCACUGUUACCUGCGGUGGAGGAGUCCAGAUGCGGAAACGCCUGUGUUCUGACCCUGUGCCCAAAUAUGGAGGAAAGGACUGUGUUGGUGAUGCGACUAUGACUCAGCUGUGCAACAAACAAGACUGUCCAAUUGAUGGUUGUUUAUCCAACCCAUGCUUCCCUGGUGCUAAAUGCACUAGCUCCCCUGACGGCUCAUUUAAAUGUGGUAAAUGUCCUCUGGGCUACACUGGGAACGGAAUCACCUGUAAAGACAUAGAUGAGUGCAAAGAGGUCCCUGAUGCCUGCCACACACAUAACGGAGUGCACCGCUGUGAGAACACAGAGCCUGGAUACAACUGUCUGCCCUGCCCCUCACGCUUCUCUGGACCCCAGCCUUUCGGAAGAGGAGUGGAGCAGGCAACAGCUAAAAAACAGGUUUGCACGCCCCGUAACCCGUGCAAAGACGGUAGCCAUGACUGCAACAAAAAUGCAAACUGCAUCUACUUGGGCAUCUUCUCGGACUCCAUGUACCGUUGUCAGUGCAAGCCGGGCUACGCUGGAAACGGACACAUCUGUGGAGAGGACACUGACCUGGACGGAUGGCCCAACAUGGACCUACCCUGUGUGGAAAACGCCACCUACCACUGCAAGAAGGAUAAUUGUCCCACCCUGCCCAACUCCGGCCAAGAGGACCACGACAAAGAUGGCCUGGGCGAUGAAUGCGACCAUGAUGAUGACAAUGAUGGAAUCCCCGAUGAUAGGGACAACUGCCAAAGAGUAUACAACCCUGCCCAGUAUGAUGCAGAUCGAGAUGAUGUUGGUGACAGCUGUGACAACUGCAUAUUUGAGGCUAACACUGACCAAGCCGACACAGACAGCAACGGAGAGGGAGACGCUUGUGCUGUGGACAUUGAUGGUGAUGGCAUUCUAAAUGAGAAUGACAACUGCCCGUAUGUGUACAAUGUGGACCAGAGAGAUACAGACAGGGACGGAGUGGGAGACCACUGUGAUAACUGCCCCCUGGAGCACAACCCUGAUCAGAUCGACUCUGACGCAGAUCGCGUAGGAGACAAAUGUGACAACAACCAGGACAUUGAUGAAGACGGUCACCAGAACAAUCUGGACAACUGCCCAUACAUCCCCAAUGCUAAUCAGGCCGACCACGACAAGGAUGGCAAGGGAGACGCUUGUGACCAUGACGACGACAAUGAUGGCAUUCCCGAUGACAAAGACAAUUGUCGCCUGGCCUUUAACCCCGAUCAGCUCGACUCAGAUAAUGACGGCCGUGGUGAUGUGUGCAAAGAUGACUUUGACCAGGACAACGUGCUGGAUAUUUAUGAUGUGUGUCCAGAAAACUUUGCUAUCAGUGAAACAGACUUCCGCAGAUUCCAGAUGGUUCCUCUGGAUCCCAAAGGCACCUCUCAGAUCGACCCCAACUGGGUUGUGCGGCAUCAGGGCAAAGAGCUGGUCCAGACUGUCAACUGCGACCCUGGCAUUGCUGUUGGCUUCGACGAGUUUAGUGCAGUGGAUUUCAGUGGCACCUUCUUCGUGAACACAGACAGAGAUGAUGACUAUGCUGGCUUUGUGUUUGGAUACCAGUCCAGCUCUCGGUUCUACGCCGUCAUGUGGAAACAGAUCACACAGACAUACUGGUCCCACACUCCCACCAGAGCACAGGGCUACUCCGGCCUGUCCAUCAAAGUGGUCAACUCCACCACUGGCCCUGGAGAGCAUCUGAGGAACGCCCUGUGGCACACUGGAGACACCCCCGGACAGGUCCGCACUCUGUGGCACGACCCCAAGAACAUUGGCUGGAAAGACUUCACUGCCUACAGAUGGCAUCUCAUUCACAGACCCAAGUCUGGACUUAUCAGAGUUGUGAUGUACGAGGGCAAGAGAAUCAUGGCUGAUUCUGGAAACAUCUAUGAUAAAACAUAUGCCGGAGGACGACUAGGCCUGUACGUGUUCUCCCAGGAGAUGGUGUACUUCUCAGACCUCAAAUACGAAUGUAGAGAUUCAUAAGUGGACCAAAGCGCCUCAUAAAUGAAUGUAUAUGAAAUAAAGUACAAGACCAGGAUCAGCAUCUCAACAUCUAACUUUUCCUAAACAACUGCACUUGGUGGAGAAAUGACCAGAGCAAAUGAGGUACAGUCACCUCAGGACUUAAAGCCAAAUCCAAGUUCAAUGAUCUCCACCACUGACUAUGAACACAAGUGCAGCUGUGUUCAGAAGAAACGUGCCUUCCCCUCCAUUAAAGGAGGGCCACAUGUAUCGCUUUGCACAUGAUAAUCCGCUGUGGACGAGGGACCAAAAGGAAAAGUCUGCCUUAUUUUAUUUUUUAUUUUUAAAACAAUAAUUAUCUGCUGUGGACUCUCUGGACUUUUUAGAAUGGGGAGCUAAAGCCCCUUGAAGGAACAGUUGAGGGACCGUGGACAGUAUGAACUGACUGUUACUAUCAGAGUGAGUGUGUUGUGCAUGUGUUAGUGUGGCUGUGGACAAUGAAGACUAAAGAGAUUUGUAACAACCCCCAGAUAUAGAGACCACUAUGUGGUGUAAGAGCUGGCCCACAGUAUUCUUCUCAGGAAAGAGCACUAGAAGAAUUAGAAGAGCACAAGUGGAGGACAGCACAGGGCCUGAGCUGGCAAUUUAUUGCAGCUUUGGACUGUUAUUGUGAUAAAUAUUUGUAAAUCCUAAAUGAACCUGUCAGGGGACGUUAACCACAAGGGCCAGUCUACUUCCUGCCAACCAUUUGUACUAUCUUAGAUUCUACUUCGAGUUACACACAGAAAACAAGACCAGACCUAAUGUGUUAGAGUGGCCUCACCCCAGCAUCAGACUAAUCAGUGCGUGCCUGGUGUGCCUGAGCUUGUGUGUACAGUUAUGACAAGGGAACAACAAGAGGGAACCCUAAUGUACAAACAUUACCUCAUUUCUUUUGUAUCGAGGCCAGCAAUACACGAGAAUCACUUGUCUUAACGCAAUCAAAUGGUUGGCUUCUCGAGUUUAGCAAGACUUUAAUAUUGUUAUGCUGUAUAUAAGAUAUUUUUGUAGCAAGAGAAGCCAGAGCUGGAAAGGAUGUAAGAAGUGUAAAGUCUAUUGUUCUAUGUGUAUGUUUUCUGUGCGUUUUUUGAUAACUUAUUGUUUUAUAUUGGUUAUUUCAUAUUUGUAGAUAUAUGCUAUUUAAAUAAUUUAUCUGGAAGCGUGGCCUAUUAUGGAAGUGCUUCUGUCUGUAUAAAUUUAUUUGCACAUUGACAUGAGGAUGUUAUCAUUUUGUAUGUUUUUUUUUUAAUAUUAGUGAAGCCUUUCUAUAAACAUUUGUUCCAUAGUUUCUACCCAAAGUGCUGUUUAUACUCCAACUUGUGAUUUUGUAAUGUUUUCAACUGAACAAUAAACCUCUAAGAAAUA